GUGAAGUGCAUCUCGCGUUAUCCGUGAUUUUAUAACUGACAAAACAAUAGUCCAGGUGUUGGCUCGUGAAUAAAUCCACAAAUGAAGUGAAAAACAUCUGUUUGCAGAUCACCACGGGUCGGUGGACCACUUUCACAGUCGCUGGCGAUGAUUCCACCGACGAUGCACGGCCAUGAGUUCAAUCAACCGCUCUCUCGGGUCGUCAUGGUCAGGAAAACUGACCAGAGGACAUUCAGCAAAGGGCGAAGAGGUGGUGAACCGUUGCUCGAGACUGUUACACGAGAAACUGUUCAACUUUUUAAUGGAGGAAGGGCUGAGAGGAAGUACACCUCCGAGACCAGGGAUAUUGUUACACCUAAAUCCAGCAGUAUGCCAUCGCUGAACGUAAGUGGAACCAAAAAGAAGGUGGUCGCCUUUGUAGACCAACUUGAUAUCGAAAGAUCACGUGCUGAUUCAGUGAGAUCAAAGUCACCGCUGACAGCAUCUCCAGCAUCCCCUGGACCGCUGUCAAAUUCUCUUCAUGGCAGUUUUCAUGGAAGUCUUGGCAGCGAUGGCAUGUCCUGCAGCAGUGCUAGGUCAUCAUCAGCAUCUCCAGAUUCUGCACGAUUUUCCUCUGAACAGAUAACAAAGACUGACACGCGUAAACCAUCUGUGCGCAGAUCUGGACCUGGCAAGGAAUUCAUUGAUCUUUGUCUAGAGACACAUAAUUUCUUUCGAGCAAGACAUGGCGUACCACCACUCAGGCUCAACAGACAGCUGUGUAAAACCAGUCAGGAUUGGGCGAGUAUUUUGGCAACAAAAGGCAGACUGGAGCACAGAGCGAAUAUAGAAUAUGGAGAGAAUCUGUACUGCAUGUGGAGCUCAAAUCCAAAGACCAUCGUCAACGGCGAUGAACCUGUUAAUGAGUGGUAUGCAGAAGAAGCGCAGCAUCAGUACAGCAAAGAGCCAACCACCCUGAAGACAGGGCAUUUUACGCAGGUCGUAUGGAGAGACAGUACUGAACUCGGUGUAGGAAUGUCACGUAAUCGUAAUGGAGAAGUUUAUGUUGUGUGUAAUUACAAUCCAGCGGGCAACUUUCUCGGUAGUUUUAUGGAGAAUGUGUUACCACCUGGUGGAAGUCUGCCUGGAAAAAGUAAUAGUCUUAGUCCUAGAGGUGCUCACACAGCUGUCGAUGAGGCAUCGUGGCAGCAGGAGGCAUUACUUGUUCAUAAUGAGUACAGGAGGAAACACAGAGUUCCUGAUCUCAGGCUCAGCGGGGAAUUGACUUCUGCUGCGAGGGCUUGGGCCACAACCUUAUUGAACACAAACAAACUGGUUCCCCAGUCGAGUUCUCCAUUCGGUGAGAAUAUUUAUUCAGUGCAGUGCUCUGAUCCAAAACUUAUCGUUCCUGCACGUGAAGUCGUGUCCAAGUGGUACGCAGAGCGGAAAGACCACAAGUACGGCAUCGAACCAAAAGUAUUAAAUACCUGUCAUUUUACCCAGAUCGUCUGGAAAUCCACCACCGAAAUGGGAAUAGCAAUGGCUAAAAAGGAUGGAACGUGCGUUAUCGUGGCGUGUUAUCAUCCGAGAGGUAAUAUCGUCGGUCAAUUUACCGAGAAUGUUCUGAAGCCCGCACGGAUUGCAUGAUAAGUCCACCAAUCGUCAAUAACGCACCCAAAACGUAUUUACCGUAAAAUUUCCAAAAAUUCCUCGUAGGUGUAAAUAAAAGAA
Fopius arisanus is the source of this 1710-nucleotide messenger RNA. RefSeq names its product repressed by EFG1 protein 1. Bases 148 to 1626 code for a protein of 492 amino acids. The transcript has 8 exons. The record is from RefSeq and is a predicted model, not a curated record. NCBI's taxonomy places the organism in Eukaryota, Metazoa, Arthropoda, Insecta, Hymenoptera, Braconidae. Gene Ontology annotation, cellular component: extracellular region.